Molecule: messenger RNA, 1137 nt
Organism: Vigna unguiculata (cowpea)
Lineage: Eukaryota; Viridiplantae; Streptophyta; Magnoliopsida; Fabales; Fabaceae
Source: RefSeq, a predicted model, not a curated record
AUGAAACAAAACCUCUUUGGAGAUAUUUUAAGAAAAACUCCCGGUGGUGGAAACUAUAUGGUCAACUGUACUUUGUGUGAUUUUGAAUUUAAUGGAUCUUACACUCGAGUGAGAGCUCAUCUCUUAAAAAUUAAGGGAGAAGGGGUUAGAGUUUGUCCAAAGGUGAAUCCGACAAAACUUUCUGAGCUUAAAAGAUUGGAUAAUGAAGCAACUUUGAAAAUUGAAAAUUCAAAGAAGAAAAAGGUCUCUCUACCACCUGUAUCUGAGGAAAGAAAGCAGACAAGCAGUGGUGGUGUUCACCAAAAACUCAAGGGUCCUCUAGAAGCUUCUUUCAACAUUCAAGCUAGAGAUGCUCUUGAUUGUGAAAUUUCAAGGAUGUUUUAUUUUUCAGGAUUAACAUUUCAUCUCGCAAGAAGUCCUUAUUAUAGGAGUGCCUUUUCUUACGCUGCCAAUACUUCUAACCUUAGUGGAUAUGUACCACCAUCAUAUAAUAAAUUGAGAGGUCCACUGCUUGAUAAAGAAAGAUCUCAUGUAGAAAAUCUUCUGCAACCUAUAAAGAAUUCACGGAAGCCAAAAGGUGUGACAAUUGUUAGCGAUGGAUGGAGCGACCCUCAAAGAAGACCUCUUAUCAAUUUUAUGGCUAUCAAUGAGAGUGGACCAAUGUUUUUGAAAGCAAUAGAUGGAUCUGGUGAGACAAAAGACAAGGAUUUUAUUGUCAAACACAUGAGAGAUGUAAUUAUGGAAGUUGGACCAAAAAACGUGGUACAAAUUAUCACAGACAAUGCAGCAUUUCUUUCUGUUGCUCCAACGAGAUUUGCUUCAACCAUUAUCAUGCUUAAAAGAUUUAGAAGCUUGAAAAGAGGACUCCAAGAGAUGGUAAUUAGUAAUGAAUGGUCUGAUUACAAAGAGGAUAAUGUUGAUAAUGCACGAACAGUCAAAGAAACUUUAUUGAAUGAUAAUUGGUGGAUGAAGGUUGACUAUAUACUUGCUUUUACUGCCCCUAUUUAUGAUGUUAUCAGAAAAACAUAUACGGAUAUGGCUACUCUUCAUUUAGUGUAUGAGACGUGGGAUUCAAUGAUUGAAGAUGUGAGGAAGAUCAUAUACCAACAUGAAAGAAAGGCACAAGUUGAACAUUAA